AAUUGUGAGAAAUAUGAGCUCUCAGGAACUUAUCAUUUGUCCAAUAUGUUUCGAAAAGUUCAACAAACCCCGCUAUUUGCCCUGCCUACACACCUAUUGUGAAGACUGCCUUGCGGACUACAUUUCAUCAUCUUACAAGGAAGAGGAGGGAGGGUUUGUGUGCCCAACAUGUCGCUCAGUAAACCAAGUGCAAAUUUCGGAGGGCAAAUCAGCAAAGACUGUGGCUACAAGUUUUCCGAUAAAUCACUUAAUUGUGACUUUGCUUGAUCAACAUCAAUUAGAAGAGAAAGAGGUAACAUGCCAACCUUGUGCUAAAAGAGGAAAAAGCGAAAGUGGCAAAUUUUGGUGUUACUCAUGCAGUGCUGCACUCUGUGAGGCUUGUGGUGAAUUUCAUACAUCUUUACCUAUUCUAGCUGAUCACAGAAUCGCCCCUAUUGAUGAUUCCAAAGAUACAAGUAUGCUUGCAUCAAGUGUCCAUGACCACUGCGAUGUUCACACAGGAAAGAAGUUAGAAAUGUUCUGUGAAGAUCAUGAUGUUGCUUGUUGUGCAACUUGCACAAUGGUGCACCAUAGAAAGUGUGAAACAGUUUUGACACUGCAAGAUGCGGCAAAAAAAUCUUUUGACAAAGACAAUAAUAUAGACAGUGAAAUAGAAAUGUUGAUUCAAAAAAUUGAUACAAAGGUUGAUAUCUUAACCAAGAAUUAUGAUAAAUUAGAAAAAGACAGUGAAACUCGUGGAAAUGAAAUUCAAGAAUUUAGCGAUAAGUUGAUAAAACAUUUGGUAAAAUUGAAAACAGAGUUUGAAACUAAAGUCUCUGAGACUCGUGAUACAACAAUGCAAAUGAUUCAAGAGCGUAAACAAGCAUUGAUCGAUAUGCAGACGAUGCUAUCUCAUUCUGAAGAUCUUCUACAAGCUGCUGAAGAGAAAUGUUCCAAAGUACAGCUACUGACACUGUUACCAAAGAUUUCCAAGCUUAGGGAUGAAAGUAGAUGCAAGCUAGAGGAGAUGAAGAAAACCCCUAUUACACUAGAUUCAGAGGUCAUCAUCGAUAAAGCAAUUGAACAGUGUGCAACCAUAGAAACAUUAGGAAAAUUGGAAUAGAACUUAAGAUUAUUUUUCAUUUCAAUACGCACAGGCAUGGGCAACUCUUUAGUUGUAUUUUAUCCUGAUCUGUAUAUGAAAGAAAAUUCACUACUUUGUGCAAAUAUUUAAUCGGAUUCUUUGAUGUAAUUUGCAAAAUUCUACUGAUGCAAACAAAUUCAUAAAUUUUCAUUUGUAUGUAGAAUAUGUCUGAUUUUGUAAAACUUUAUAUGUAAAUAGAGCAUUAAAAAUA
Molecule: messenger RNA, 1334 nt
Organism: Saccostrea echinata
Lineage: Eukaryota; Metazoa; Mollusca; Bivalvia; Ostreida; Ostreidae
Product: E3 ubiquitin-protein ligase TRIM56-like
Exons: 1
Coding region: 14-1102 (362 amino acids)
Molecular function (GO): zinc ion binding
Source: RefSeq, a predicted model, not a curated record